Molecule: messenger RNA, 738 nt
Organism: Labrus mixtus (cuckoo wrasse)
Lineage: Eukaryota; Metazoa; Chordata; Actinopteri; Labriformes; Labridae
Gene: aanat1
Product: arylalkylamine N-acetyltransferase 1
Exons: 3
Coding region: 97-705 (202 amino acids)
Biological process (GO): response to light stimulus; circadian rhythm
Cellular component (GO): cytoplasm
Molecular function (GO): aralkylamine N-acetyltransferase activity
Source: RefSeq, a predicted model, not a curated record
GUCCUGUUUACGCACGGAUCCAGAAGAGGAGACAGCAGGAGACUGUUUUCAUUUCACGCUUGACUUUUAAACACAUUUGGGGGGAAAACUAGGAUCAUGUCGGUUGUGAGCGCAGUUCCGUUCAUGAGGCCGAUCCACAUGCGCUCUCCGGUGUCGCAGGGCCGCAGACACACGCUGCCGGCCAGCGAGUUCCGCUCCCUGAGCCCGGAGGAUGCCAUCAGUGUGUUCGAGAUAGAGAGAGAAGCCUUCAUCUCAGUGUCCGGAGAGUGUCCUCUGCACCUGGACGAGGUGCGUCACUUCCUCAGCCUGUGUCCUGAGCUGUCUCUUGGCUGGUUCGAGGAGGGACGGCUGGUGGCGUUCAUCAUCGGCUCACUGUGGGACCAGGAGAGGCUUAACAUGGACGCCCUCACGCUCCACAAGCCCCACGGGACCACCGUCCACAUCCACGUCCUGGCCGUCCACCGCACCUUCCGCCAGCAGGGCAAAGGCUCCAUCCUCAUGUGGCGUUACCUGCAGUACCUGCGCUGCCUGCCCUACAUCCGCCGCGCCGUCCUCAUGUGCGAGGACUUCCUGGUCCCCUUCUACCAGAAGUCCGGCUUCAAGGUGCAGGGCCGCAGCGCCAUCGCGGUGGGGCCCCUCACCUUCAUCGAGAUGCUGUACCCGGUCAGGGGCCACGCAUUCAUGCGCAGAAACAGUGGGUGUUGAGAGGGGAUUUAUGUGGAUCUUCCACCUGGCUGU